AUGGCCGACAUCACCGAUCAGCACGAACAGACCUCGCCCACCGAGCUCGACGAGGCGCAUGCCGUGGGCAAUGGCAAUGUCAACAACAACGAGCCCCGCGGUGUCAAGCGCGCCCGCCCUGCCACGGCCGAUGACGAUGAUGAUGACGACGAGAAGGGCGGCCGCGAGCGCCGCAAAAUCGAAAUCAAGUUCAUCAGCGACAAGUCGCGUCGCCACAUUACCUUCUCCAAGCGCAAGGCUGGUAUCAUGAAGAAGGCCUACGAACUUUCUGUAUUGACAGGAACUCAAGUACUGCUACUCGUCGUUUCCGAGACUGGUCUGGUCUACACCUUCACAACGCCCAAGUUGCAGCCUCUCGUAACCAAGGCCGAGGGAAAGAACUUGAUUCAGGCAUGCCUGAACGCUCCCGAGCCCGCGUCUGCCGAGAAUGGCGUGGACGACUCUAAUGCGGUCGACUCGCCCGAAGAGCCCUCGAGCGCCCACCUGCCUCCCCAGCAAGGCCGACCUGGCAUGCCGCCCCAAGGACACAUGCCCCCCAACUACAUGCCCAAUGUCGGCGCGAUGGAUGCCCAGCAAGCGCAAGCACUGGCGUACACAAACUACGUACAACAACAAAGAGGUGGCCAAUACAUGCCUCAACCUGGUCUGCAGCAGCACGCCGGCCACCAGUCAUAA
Neurospora tetraspora is the source of this 675-nucleotide messenger RNA. RefSeq names its product SRF-type transcription factor (DNA-binding and dimerization domain)-domain-containing protein. Gene Ontology annotation, molecular function: RNA polymerase II cis-regulatory region sequence-specific DNA binding; protein dimerization activity; DNA-binding transcription factor activity, RNA polymerase II-specific. Gene Ontology annotation, biological process: positive regulation of transcription by RNA polymerase II. The transcript has 3 exons. The coding region runs from base 1 to 675 and encodes 224 amino acids. The record is from RefSeq and is a predicted model, not a curated record. NCBI's taxonomy places the organism in Eukaryota, Fungi, Ascomycota, Sordariomycetes, Sordariales, Sordariaceae.